Messenger RNA from Cucumis sativus (cucumber), 939 nucleotides. Its product is annotated as protein BRICK 1. The transcript has 3 exons. Lineage: Eukaryota; Viridiplantae; Streptophyta; Magnoliopsida; Cucurbitales; Cucurbitaceae. The record is from RefSeq and is a predicted model, not a curated record. Bases 267 to 536 code for a protein of 89 amino acids. Gene Ontology annotation, biological process: actin filament organization; regulation of actin polymerization or depolymerization; cell motility. Gene Ontology annotation, cellular component: SCAR complex. Gene Ontology annotation, molecular function: protein-containing complex binding.
GAUUAAAAAGAGAAGGAAUUGUUUUUCAGAAAAAGAAAGAAAAAAGAAAAUUCAAUUCGAGUUUUGAUGGGAGAGAGAGAUUCGUGGUGUGCACAUAACAUAGUUUGGUGAAAAUGGUAACCACAAUAAACUCGCUUUCGGGUGGUGGUUUGUUUAUGGUUAUGCUAUAAUUGAAAUUGAGAGCUCAACCCUUGCCUUCUCCUUCAACACCAAUUUCAACCCAUCUUCUUAUCUCAGUUCGCGCCAUACAGAAAGAUCUCUUUCUCAUGGCUAGAGCUGGCGGAAUUACUAACGCUGUAAACGUAGGGAUAGCGGUUCAAGCUGAUUGGGAAAAUCGCGAAUUCAUCUCUCAUAUUUCCAUCAAUGUCCGUCGUCUCUUUGAUUUCCUCGUCCAUUUCGGAAUAUUCGGGUUUCUAAUUCAUGUCCUUGUUUCAUUAGAGGCAACAACAAAGAGCAAGUUGGCAUCUUUGAACGAGAAACUUGAUACCCUCGAGAGGCGGCUUGAAAUGCUUGAAGUCCAAAGUAAGGUUAGCUAGAUGGCAAACAGACACCAUGGAUCACAGCACCAGCAGCAUUGGUCAACAAGACAGCAGCAGCACAGAGCAGCAAGACUGAGAAAUAAGAUAGAGAGAAAAUAUUAGGUUGUUAUAAACAUUAGGUUGGGGUUUAGAUGAUUGAAAUUACCAAGCCUCCAGGCAUCCGGGCCCCUGGGGAGGAGCGGCUGCAUACUGUGGUGGCGCCACCACUGGAGGCGGCGGCGGCCCCUGAUAGUAACCUUCACCGUAGUAAGGAUAAGCAUACUUGCCUUGGCUCAUCUUUCACUUCAUGCAGAUCAAAACCCAGAGCAGAUUUUAUGUGAUAUUAGCAUUUGGAUUUGUGUUCGUUUGAAUUAGAAAGAGAGUUUUUAUGGUUGUUUGUUGUUGCCAACGUGGCUUUGCA